AUGACACCUUUAAUGAAAUUCCUCCGCGCGAACGUCCUCGAACUGUCCUACCUGACGGAAAAGAGAACGUUAAUUCGCGAUUGGCGUUUGGCGUUGCUCUAUUACGCGUUGCUUGGUUUAGUCACCGCGUACGUCGUGACGUCUUUGGUCAAUGGGAAAUCGUACAUCAUGACGGAAGUGCCCACUGGGGUGGCGUCCGCGUGGGGGAAAGGCGAGAAGGAGUUUUACGAUUUGCAAAAGGAAUGGGAUACUACCUCCGAGCAGUGUACGAAUACGGCAGCCGGAAGCGACACCGGCACCGGCAAGUACAUGUUCAAUUAUUCCGAGAGUUUUGUGUAUGACAACGUGAAAUGCGGAUAUUUCAAUGCGGACGAGAUGAUAUCAAAGUUACCGAGCGGGAACGUGAUGUUUUUUGCGACGCACGCGCACCAGUCUUUGGUGGCGAGGUACAAAGCGACUGAAGUAGUCUUGCCCAAUGGAACGGUGACGUAUACGUGUCCGGAAGCGGCGAUGGAAAGUAAUUUUGGGGAAGCUGCACAGCAAGUUGUCGAUGGCAGAUGCAUGCAUUUGAAGGAGAAUAACUACAUCAUUCCCGGUAUGGAAGGGAGCAAGAUGGCGUUCGAUCACUCGUACGAUACGACUUCUGGAGAGUAUUCCGGGACGAAACCGAAAACCUACGUUCAAAAGAAAGAUUCGGACGUGAAUGAGUACGAGUUUGCGCCGGGUCAGUCGGUUGAGUUGACCAUGAAGCAGUGGUUGGAAUUGGCCGGCGUGGAUUUGGACAAACCGUUUGACCAACAACCCGGAAAUUUUGAAGGGACGUUGGAAGGGUUGACGGGAGGCGGUGCCGAUUAUUCAGGAAGGAGUAUUAUUUGGAGGCACGGGGGGUAUUUAGGAAGGGGGACUGCUUUGAACAGUGCUGGAAAGUAUCCUUACCCGCGUUUGUCUGGCGUUCGUUUGAACAUUUUUGUGCGAUAUUUCAACUAUGAUUUGCACAAGAAAGUGCACACGGAAAUGGGCGACGACGACGUGUACGCAAUCGUCACCGUGUCGCCCGUUCUCGGAUGGUUCUCAAAAGGCCAGGAAAUUACGUACAGAUCAAAUCCAACUGAUUUGACCGAUCCGAUUGACGCUGCCGACGGUGCACCCGAAGGGUAUUACCAAGAUAUGUACAAGUAUGGCAUCUUGUUCGACAUUCAACAAACCGGUUUGGUCGGUGCGCUGGAUCCCGUCUUUAUCAUUUUAACUUUGACGUCUGGUUUGGUCCUGUUAGGCGUCGCGGGUACCAUCGUCAAUCUCCUGGCCAAGUUUGGCUUGGGUGACUUGUCCAAAACGUACAAGUCAUUCAUCCAAGAGGAGUGCGACAUUCAAUUGGAAGCGGCGAGAUACACUGCGCAAAGUAUCGUGGCGUCUAGAGCGUUUAAAGUUGCCGACAAAGACGGCGAAGGUCAGUUAGACUUUGCCGAACUCAAGGGAGUUGUCACGUCGUGCUUUUCCGAUCAGUUCGCAAGCACAAACAGCAAAAGCAAGUUACAAAAAGAGCUCUUCAGCGACGAAGAAAUUCACUCCAUGACGCUCUUCUUGAUGCGGGCUGCGGAUCCUCAUCUCGCGGAUCGCAUCAUGGAAGGGAGAGAGAAAAAUGUGGCGGAACUCGAGGCAUCGACGCUUUCCUUGAACCAGUGGCAAGAACUUUCCACAUCGGAUUAUAUCGAUCACGACAGUUUGAAGAAUAUAAUCGCGAAAAACAAGGCGAUGAAAAGGCUCCAAAAACAAUACUCAAACGCGUAA
Molecule: messenger RNA, 1788 nt
Organism: Bathycoccus prasinos
Lineage: Eukaryota; Viridiplantae; Chlorophyta; Mamiellophyceae; Mamiellales; Bathycoccaceae
Exons: 1
Coding region: 1-1788 (595 amino acids)
Molecular function (GO): calcium ion binding
Source: RefSeq, a predicted model, not a curated record